GAAACACUCAUCAACGGUGCCAAUAUCUGCGCCAGUCUUAUCCUACGCGUAGCUCAGUCCAACACGUCGCACGACACGUCUCCCUGUCGGUUACAAUGAACACAGAUUGUGAAAUUACGCCUAUCACUAAACCGGUGGACUGGAGAAGCGCCGACUUCUUCCGAGAUGUUGUUUCCAGUGAUUUGCAGAUUUCGCCAAAUGAUUUCACAAUGUUGGAUAUGCGUGUGGCAAAUGCAACCGAAAAAACUGCCGGCUAUAUGUCGCUCAUGCACCGAGUCACCCUGCAAGUUCAAGUGCACGACAAUGGCGCAAAUGAGUCGCAGACCAAACAGGUGAAUUACAUUGUGAAGGAGAAGUCGGAGAAGGUUUUCGGCGGGGAGGUGGUCGACAUGAUGAGAGCGUUCCCAAAGGAAAUGGACGUCUAUUCGACGUUGUUGCCGGCAUUCGAGGAGCUAUGGAAGGAUGAAAAUGUGCAGUUUGGACCACGUGUGUUCAAAGUCACGUCGGACCCGUUCACCGUGAUUGUCAUGGAAGAUUUAAAACUGACCGGCUAUCAAAUGAAAGAAUGCAACGCUGGAUUGAGCCAGCAGGAUUGCGAAAAUGUGUUGGAAAAGUUAGCCAAAUUCCAUGCUGCUUCCGUGGUUUACUAUGAACAGAAUGGUUCCUACCCUGACGACUUCAAAGAGGGAAUGUUUUCUGAUGGUCUGACAGCUGAAUUCGAACAGUAUUAUGUUCCUUUGUUCGAUUCGUAUCUACAAGCAUUGGAGGAGCUCGGAUACCCUGCCGAAAUCAUCGAAUCUCUAAAACCAAUGAGAGGAAAAGUCUACUCAAAAACCAGCAAACUUUUCAAAUUGGAUCCAACGAAGUUCAACGUACUAAACCAUGGUGAUGUUUGGGUAAACAACAUUCAAUUCAGCCAUCGCGAUCUUCUUUUACUCGACUAUCAGAUAUCCUUCUACGGUUCACCCUCGUUCGAUUUGUUAUACUUCAUAGUCAAUUCAGCAUCGCUUGCCGUAAGGACGGAGAAGUUCGAUCACUUGAUCGAUCACUACCAUCAGCACCUGGUGGAAGGGAUGCAAAGGCUACAUGCCAAAACACCAAUCCCAACACGACGAGAGCUUCACGAAGAUAUUCAGGCUCACGGAUUACUGGUUUGCGUGUUAUCCAUGGAAGCCCUGGCGAUGAUGUUGGCGAUGCCCGACUUAGAGUUGAAGAUGGAUUUGCUGGGCUCUAUGGAUCAGGAUGGAGUAGAGUACCGAAAACAGCUUUUUACCAACGUUCGGUUUGUAAAAACUAUUGAAAAGCUCAUGCCUUUCAUGUGGGAGAAAGGGUUUCUGGUAGACAAGAAAGAAUAAAAUAUACUAUUUGAAUCACAUAAGUAAACAUAGAUGUUCUUCAAAGGCUACACAAUAAAUGAUUGCAACAGUUAAA
Molecule: messenger RNA, 1431 nt
Organism: Aedes aegypti (yellow fever mosquito)
Lineage: Eukaryota; Metazoa; Arthropoda; Insecta; Diptera; Culicidae
Exons: 6
Coding region: 96-1355 (419 amino acids)
Source: RefSeq, a predicted model, not a curated record